Molecule: messenger RNA, 1004 nt
Organism: Phyllopteryx taeniolatus (common seadragon)
Lineage: Eukaryota; Metazoa; Chordata; Actinopteri; Syngnathiformes; Syngnathidae
Gene: il13ra2
Product: interleukin 13 receptor, alpha 2
Exons: 7
Coding region: 39-890 (283 amino acids)
Molecular function (GO): protein binding
Source: RefSeq, a predicted model, not a curated record
ACACACUUUUGGAUCACACUCAUAGUGCGCGCAUAAAAAUGCUGAUGGCAUUUAAACUGGCUUACAGAGCUUCACUGAUGGUGCUCUUAAUUUGCACGGACAAGUUGCAUUGCAAUGUGGAUCCCCCCGAGGAGAUUAAAAUCAUAGAUCCUGGUCAUCUUGGCCGUCUGGAGAUAACAUGGACUCUGCCAUCCAGUUUAAUUAAUAUCCAAGAAGGUGCUAUACAUUACCAGUUGGAAUACUUCAACGCAUAUACGAAGAGUUGGGACGUUAUUCAGACGCCUCAGAGGACAUACAGCGCUCAGUUUGAUCUGAUGAAGGACAUCAGCGUGAGAGUGUACACCCUGCUGGGUGGAUCCUGCACUAAUAACACUUGGAUCAAGAGUCUAAACUACAAAGAACUGGUGCAGAAACCUCCUGGCACAGAUCGUCAGGCCGUGAAAGAUUUUGGGUGUGUGUUUUAUAACAUGGAGCACAUGAUCUGCAAUUGGAAUAAACACCCAAACUCUCCAGCCUCCUCACAGUUGCAUAUGUACUACUGGCACAAAGAACUGGAAAAAACAGAGGAGUGUCCUAAGUACCUCUUUACAAAUGAAGUCAAGAGUGGCUGCAACUUUACAGGACAACAUUUCUCCGUUUUUACUGACAUCAACUUCUGUGUUAAUGGCUCCUCUUCCGAAGGCCCCCUUUGGCCUACGUAUGCCUCCAUUCAAAUCCAAAACUUUGUGAAACCUGAUCAUGCGGACAAGCCCGAUCUGCUGACAGGUCGACUCGCCCAUAUCAACCUUCUCUGGAGGAAACCUGAUGGGAGAGUUCCUGAGCACUGCCUAGAAUGGGAGGUGGAGCACACCAAAGAAGGCCCUCAUGGGAAAAAUGAAUCUGUACGUUAGCCAAUACCCAAAACUCCCGGACCGCUUGUUUGAAUAGUGUAUAGCUUCCCACCAAAUUUUCUUAUUUGAAAUGGAAUUGGCUGGAUAGAGUACAAGGAGAAAAGGACAGCGCCA